GGAAACAUGCCUACAUUACGCAGUUAGCGCUAGAGAUCCAAUUGCCGCAGGUGAGGUCAAAUGCAGAGGGAAGGGAAACCGCGUUGUUGUUGACAGGUGCAGUGAACAAUAAUGUCUAGCCAUACCCGACGCGGAGAAAUGGAGACUGACAAAGUGGUGUUGUGUGAGAGCCUUGCUAUAUGGCUCCAGACCUUCAACACUGCAGCACCAUGUACGACUGUAGAGCUGACCACUGGAGCUGCCAUUUCUCAGGCCCUGCAUCAGAUAGAUCCAGCAUGGUUCAGUGAGAGUUGGCUUGGUCGCAUUAAAGAAGAUGUUGGGAAUAACUGGAGACUGAAGAUAAACAACCUGAAGAAGAUCCUUCAGAUGAUGGUGGAUUACUACAAUGAGGUCCUGAGCCAGCAGAUCCAGGAGUUUCCCCUGCCAGACCUGGUGAAGGUGGCAGAACACUCAGACCCUGUAGAACUGGGACGACUGCUGCAGCUCACACUGGGCUGUGCUGUCAAAUGUGAACGCAAGCAAGAGUACAUACAGAUCAUCAUGACUCUGGAGGAGUCUGUACAGCAUGUGGUGAUGACAGCCCUUCAGGAGCUGAUGAGUAAAGAGAACAUGGCCCAGUUUGGAGCAGAGCCACCGGGGGACGUAGAAUCACAGUUGAAGAAGGCUCUCGAGGACCUGGCAGAUCUGAUGGCAGAAAAGGAGGAGCUAGCCCAGCGCUGUCAGGAGCUCGACGUACAGGUGACGGUCCUUCAGGAGGAGCGUAACAGCCUAUUAGCUGAGAACGACGUGCUGACGGACCGAGCCAAUCAGCUGGACUCGUUUGAUAACCCGAGCACGCCCUCCGGACGGAAACACAGCCAGCUACAGAUACAGCUAGAGACUCUACAGGAGGAGAACUUCAGGCUAGAGGCAGCUAAGGAUGACUACCGUAUCCACUGUGAGGAGUUGGAGAAGCAGCUGAUCGAGGUUCAGCAUCGUAACGACGAACUCACCAGCCUGGCCGAGGAGUCACGAGCACUUAAAGACGAACUCGAUAUCCUCAGGAGCUGUUCGGACCGUGCUGUGAAGCUGGAGGCGUCAGCGGAGACAUACAGGCGUAAACUGGAGAACCUGGGAGAUCUGAGUAGACAAGUCAAACUGCUGGAGGAGAAGAACAUGACCUACAUGCACAACACUGUCAGUCUGGAGGAGGAACUACGCAAGGCUAACACUGCCCGCGCACAGCUAGAGACAUACAAGAGACAGGUCCAGGAGCUGCACCGGAAGUUGUCAGAGGAGUCUCGGCGGGCAGACAACCUGGCUUACGAAAAGAAGAAGUUUGAAGAGAAACAUGACGCCGUGAUGAGGGAGAAAGAGAGGAUCAUCAUUGAGCGAGACUCUCUGAAGGAGACCAAUGAGGAGCUGCGAUGUAACCAGGCUCAACAGGACCAGCUCCUACAAGCAGGGAUGGCAGGGAUGCCAGCUGGUAGUCCAACCCAUGAUAACCUUGCUGCUGAGAUCCUACCUGUAGAGUACAGGGAGAAGUUUAUCCGGCUCCAGCAUGAGAAUAAGAUGUUGCGUGUGCAGCAGGAGGGAUCAGAGAAUGACAAGAUCUCUGAACUACAGACACUGCUAGAGGUGGCACACAGAAACCAUUUCGAACUGGACACUGAGAACAGGUUAAGCAUGGAGAGGGUCACUGAGCUGCAGCAGCAGGUAGAGGAUUUACAGAAAGCCCUACAGGGCCAGGGAGCCAAGACUGAUGACUCUCACCUGAAGAGGAAACUGGAUGCUCAUAUGGUGCAACUGAACGAGGCGCAAGAUGAGAUCAUGAAGAAGAAGGAACUCCUGGAGGACUUGCAGCCAGACAACACACAGACCUCUCUGAGACUGGAUGAGCUGAUGGCUGCUCUGAAGAAGAAGGAUGAUGACAUGAGAGCCAUGGAGGAGAGAUACAAGAUGUACCUGGAGAAAGCACGCAAUGUGAUCCGUGCAUUGGACCCCAAGCUGAACCCAGCCACAGCAGAGAUCCAGGCUCUAAAGAACCAGCUGACGGACAGAGACAAGAGGAUCCUCAGUCUAGAGAGGGAGUGUGAGCAGGCAAAGCUGAGAGAGUAUGAAGAGAAGCUGAUUGUAACAGCAUGGUACAACAAGAGUCUAAGCUUCCAGAAGCUGGCGAUUGAGGCCCGUCUGGGGGGUCGCUCCACCUCCAUGGUGCCCCCAGGUCAGUCCUUCCUGACCCAGCAGCGCCAGGUCACCAACGCCGCCCGCAGGAACCUCUCUGUCAGCGUGCCUGCCACCACCACUAAGUAGACCUGGGAUGGGUGACUACUGAGGUGGGCCAGCGUGUGUACAGGCUCCUGCUAUUAAUGUUGAACCAUGAUUAGUUCAAUCAGGUUUGUUAGUGCUGGGCUGGAACAAAGGCCUGCUGACACUGCGGCCCUCUAGGACUGGGAUCUCCUACAUCUGACGUAAACAAACGAAUGGCUCAUCUCUAACUCCUUUCCAGAAAUGUACACUCAAGUGACCUUAAGCACAUUAGUUCUCAGAACCUGGAGAGGGGACAAGCAUGCACUAACUGACUUGAACAUGAGCACUUACUCUAACAAGGUUCCCUACUCACUGAUACUCCAGACGGUAACAGUUUUACGCCCCACUACAGUUUAGGAUGUUUAUAAUCUCCGGUAAUGAGUUUGGUCUGGCAAACCUAACCAACAUGCUUUAUUAGCUUAGCACAUAGCCUAGCACAUAACACUAACUGAGCCCUACAAUAUACCUGUGUUAGUUUUGAGAAUGACACAAAUAUUAAUUUUCACAAAGUUUGCUGCUUCAGUGUCUUUAGAUAUUUUUGUCAGAUGUUAGUAUGGAAUACUGAAGUAUAAUUACAAGCAUUUCAUAAGUGUCAAAGGCUUUUAUUGACAAUUACAUGAAGUUGAUGCAAAGAGUCAAUAUUUGCAGUGUUGACCCUUCUUUUUCAAGACCUCUGCAAUCCACCCUGGCAUGCUGUCAAUUAACUUCUGGGCCACAUCCUGACUGAUGGCAGCCCAUUCUUGCACAAUCAAUGCUUGGAGUUUGUCAGAAUUUGUGUUUUUGUUUGUCCACCCGCCUUUUGAGGAUUGACCACAAGUUCUCAAUGGGAUUAAGGUCUGGGGAGUUUCCUGGCCAUGGACCCAAAAUAUUGAUGUUUUGUUCCCCGAGCCACUUAGUUAUCACUUUAGCCUUAUGGCAAGGAGCUCCAUCAUGCUGGAAAAGGCAUUGUUCGUCACCAAACUGUUCCUGGAUGGUUGGGAGAAGUUGUACUCGGAGGAUGUGUUGGUACCAUUCUUUAUUCAUGACUGUGUUCUUAGGCAUAAUUGUGAGUGAGCCCACUCCCUUGGCUGAGAAGCAACCCCACACAUGAAUGGUCUCAGGAUGCUUUACUGUUGGCAUGACACAGGACUGAUGGUAGCGCGCACCUUGUAUUCUCCGGACAAGCUUUUUUCCGGAUGCCCCAAACAAUCAGAAAGGGGAUUCAUCAGAGAAAAUGACUUUACCCAAUUCCUCAGCAGUCCAAUCCCUGUACCUUUUGCAGAAUAUCAGUCUGUCCCUGAUGUUUUUCCUGGAGAGAAGUGGCUUCUUUGUUGCCCUUCUUGACACCAGGCCAUCCUCCAAAAGUCUUCGCCUCACUGUGUGUGCAGAUGCACUCACACCUGCCUGCUGCCAUUCCUGAGCAAGCUCCGUACUGGUGGUGCCCCGAUCCCGCAACUGAAUCAACUUUAGGAGAUGGUCCUGGCGCUUGCUGGACUUUCUUGGGCACCCUAAAGCCUUCUUCACAACAAUUGAACCGCUCUCCAUGAAGUUCUUGAUGAUCCGAUAAAUGGUUGAUUUAGGUGCAAUCUUACUGGCAGCAACAUCAUUGCCUGUGAAGCCCUUUUUGUGCAAAGCAAUGAUGACGGCACGUGUUUCCUUGCAGGUAACCAUGGUUGACAGAGGAAGAACAAUGAUUCCAAGCACCACCCUCCUUUUGAAGCUUCCAGUCUGUUGUUUGAACUCAAUCAGCAUAACAGAGUGAUCUCCAGCCUUGUCCUUGUCAACACUCACACCCGUGUUAACGAGAGAAUCACUGACAUGAUGUCAGCUAGUCCUUUUGUGGCAGGGCUGAAAUGCAGUGGAAUUUUUGGGGGGGGAUUCAGUUCAUUUGCAUGGCAAAGAAGGACUAAGCAAAUUAAUUGCAAUUCAUCUGAUCACUCUUCAUAUCAUUCUGGAGUAUAUGCAAAUUGCCAUCAUACAAACUGAGGCAGCAGAUUUUGUGAAAAUGUAUAUUUGUGUCAUUCUCAACUUUUGGCCACGACUGUAUGUCAUGGAUAGAGCAGGUGUUCCUAGUGUUUUGUACACUCGGUGUGUAUUUAGUCAGAUAUAUGUGAGUUAUUCUGUCUAUGGUUGUGCUAAAAACUAUGUUAUUCACAAUUGGAGCUUAUAAGAAAAAUGUGGUUUUAGAUGGCUUAUUUUAAUGCUGAAUAUAGCUGAUAUUAUAAUGUUUUUAUACUACAACAAAACGAUGAAUCAACUGCACUAUGCAGUUAAAGGAUGUUACAAUCAUCUUAUCAACCAUUGGACUACAAAGAGAGUUUGACCUCUGAUCUUCCUCUUCUGUGUUUCACAAUCACCAGAGUGAAAAUGGAAUACAGGAGAAAUGGGUGUAUUUGGUGCUGGCAACCAAAAGUUGGUAUUGCAGCACAGAUCGAUCCAUUACUAGUUUCUUACACAAAAGCAGUCUAUACUGCAGACCUGUGUCAACAUCCUGUAAUGCCAUACUGACACAAGCAUCUCUGGUGCUGCAACAACUAAUCAUUCAAUCAACUCAGAAAUCCAGGACUUUUUAAUGGUAUUUAUUUUUGAUACUGUGAUCUGACUACUAGAACUUAGCACCAGCUCUAUCGGAACAGUGUUGGGCCUUUACAGUGCCUUCAGAAAGUAUUCAUCCCCCUUGACUUAUUCUACAUUUUGUUGUGUUACAGCCUGAAUUCAAACAUUUAUUUUAAAAAACACACACAAAUUACCCAUCUACACACAAUAGCCCAUAAUGAUAAAGUGAAAACAUGUUUUUAGAAUUUUGGAAAUUUAUUGAAUUUCAUUUACAAAUAUUCACACCCCUGAGUCAAUACAUGUUAGAAUCACCUUUGGCAGUGAUUACAGCAUUGAGUCUUUCUGGGUAAGUCUCUAAGAGCUUUGCACACCUGGAUUGUAAAACAUUUGCACAUUCUUUUAAUUCUUCAAGCUCUGUCGAGUUGGUUGUUGAUCAUUGCUAGACAGUCUUGCCAUAGAUUUUCAAGCAGAUUUAAGUCAAAAUUGUAACUAGGCUAUUCAGAAACAUUCAAUGUUGUCUUGGUAUGCAACUCCAGUGUAUAUUUGGCCUUGUGUUUUAGGUUAUUGUCCUGCUGAAAGGUUAAUUUGUCUCCCAGUGUCUGUUACUGUUAACCAGGUUUUCCUCUAGGAUUUUGCUUAUGCUUAGCUCUAUUAUUUUUAUUUUAAAAAACUCCCUAGUCCUUGCCCAUGACAAGCAUGCCUGUAACAUGAUGCAGCCACCACAAUGCUUGAAAAUAUGAAGAGUGCUACUCAGUGAUGUUGUAUUUGGCCCAAACUUAAUGCUUUGUAUUCAGGACAUGAAGUUAAUUUCCUUGCCUCAUUUUUUGCAGUUUUACUUAAGUGCCUUAUUGCAAACAGAAUGCAUGUUUUGGAAUAUUUGUAUUAUGUACAAACUUCCUACUUUUUAGUCUUAUUUAGGUUAGUAUUGUGGAGUAGCUACAAUGUUGUUAAUCCAUCCUCAGUUUUCUCCUAUCACAGCCAUUAAACUAUAACUGUUUUAAGUUAAUCAUUGGCCUCAUGGUGAAAUCAUUGAGCGGUUUCCUUCCACUCCGGCAACUGAGUUAGGAAGGACACCUGUAUCUUUGCAGUGACUGGGUGUAUUGAUACACCAUCCAAAGUGUAAUUAAUAACUUCACCAUGCUCAAAGGGAUAUUCAAUGUCUGCAAUUUCUUUCUUUUUUGCCCAUCUACCAUCUACCAAUCUGCCAUCUGCCCUUCUUUGCGAGGCAUUAGAAAACCUCCCUGGUCUUUGUGGUUGCAUCUGUGUUUGUAAUUCACUGCUCAACUGAGGGGACCUUACAUAUAAUUGAAUGUGUGGGGGACAGAGAUGAGGUAGUCAUUCAAAAAUCAUGUUAAACACUUAUUGCACAUAAUGGGUCCAUGCAAUUUGUGACUUAAGAACAUUUUUACUCCUUAACAUAUUUGAGGCUUUCCAUAACAAAGCGGUUGAAUACUUACUGAGUCAAGGCAUUUCAACUUUUCAUUUUUUAUUAAUUUGUAAAAAUGUCUAAACAUAAUUUCACUUUGACAUUAUGUGUAUGGCAAUGACACAAAGUCUCAAUUUAAUCAAUUUUAAAUUCAGGCUGUAACAACAAAAUGUGGACAAAGUUAAGGGGUGUGAAUACUUUAUGAAGGCACUGUGUCUUGUGUCUGGAUGAGUAGAAGGGAAUCAACAGUAUAAUAGUCUAUAUAGCACUACUGUAAUGAGGGUUCAAACACCAGCUUGGGAUUUUAUAACUGCUUUCACAGACCUCGAAUGUUAUUGUUGUGCUAUGAAAUAUUGAAAUGUGGAUUAACUAAACCAGAAUCUAACCUUGUCCUGGAUGCAUUUAAUCUACAUUUGUGAAACCAGCUCCUAGAUUAAAUAUUGUUCCUCUCUGAUGAAGCAAAAA
Salvelinus fontinalis (brook trout) is the source of this 6715-nucleotide messenger RNA. RefSeq names its product protein Hook homolog 1-like. Gene Ontology annotation, molecular function: dynein light intermediate chain binding; microtubule binding. Lineage: Eukaryota; Metazoa; Chordata; Actinopteri; Salmoniformes; Salmonidae. The transcript has 22 exons. Gene Ontology annotation, biological process: cytoskeleton-dependent intracellular transport; cytoplasmic microtubule organization. Bases 112 to 2292 code for a protein of 726 amino acids. Gene Ontology annotation, cellular component: centrosome; cytoplasm. The record is from RefSeq and is a predicted model, not a curated record.